AUGAAAUUAGCAAGCUCUUUUUUGAUUGCCGCCGCGACUUCUCAAGAGCCAGGGAAAUACAAAGACCUGAGAGCAACUGUCAGAAACAGCAAUGUCGAGUCAAAUCGAUCAUCUGGUAGUCAUCCUCGAGGUCUCACAUGCACGAUUCCAGAAGUAUCGGGAAAUGUCGACAGAUACUACUGUAACAGCAAACGAUGCACACUGAUGUGUAAGCCAGGCUCAAUUCCAGAUGGUCGAGCACGAAACAAGUGCGUGGACGGUGCUUGGGAGAAGACAUUCCCUAACUGCAUAACUUGCGAAGGCAGUGUCGAUGCUGAACCAGCCGUCGCCGACAAUAACUUGGGAUUCCUCUGCUCGGUCGAUGACCCCACUGAUGACCGACGAUGUGCGAUGACAUGCUCCAACGGAGGCGACCUCUUUCCAACCACAGCGACAAAUAAUGUCGAUCUUGUUUGCAACUGCCACAAGAAGAAAGGAUGCGAGUGGAGAGAAGAUGGGUCGAAGAAAGCAGCGGAUUUGAGCUCUUAUUCGUGUUCUAUCCCACCGACGACUACACCUAAUCCAGGCACCGAUACAGACACCACGGGAUGUCCAGCCGAAAAAGCUCCUGAAUGCACCGACCUCACAACUGGAAACAUCUCCUUCCAGAACUCGUGGACGUGCAGAAACUGCUUCCGAAUCCGUGCUUCAUAUAGCCUCGAUGGUCUUGAUUGGAGUGAUAGAGACUUCCUUUACUUCGAAUUCGAUGUUCGCGUCUCAUGGCUCAGCUGGGGACAUCCGGUCGAAAACGUAGAGAGCUUAGAUGAUGGCGUCCGAUGGAAAGUCACCUUCAAAGAAAACGCCAACUUUGUAAGUGGAAUGAUGUUUGAUGCAAACUUGAAAACCUUCGACGAUGCUGUUAAUGUCAAUGCGAACUGGGUUCUCCGAGCUAUCAAGUCGUGCCCCUGCACCAACACGGACUACGGUUCAGUCGGCGAGUUUACACAUUACGACUCUCUCUCCGAUUACACAAACGGUGCCUGCGGCCUUCACAACAGUGGCAGUAUAAAAGCUGCUACACAUUUCGUCGCCCUUGACUACGAUACCGACUACAGCGCAAGUGCGAACUGUGGACGAUGUGUGAAGCUGAAAUGCGAAUGCACUCAGAGUGUUUUCACUGGAGCCUGUUCAGCUGGAAGCGAGGUUAUUGCGAUGGUUGUUGACACCUGCCCAGAUGCGACAUGCAAGCAAAAUCAUUUAGACUUGUCUCCAUCGACUUGGAAUGAAGUCACCGGAGAUGAAAGCCCAAGCCUUUACGAUGGCUCGUGGGAAUUCGUCGAAUGUCCAUCAGAAUUCCUUUCCUCGCCCGUUUCACAACUAUACAUCAAAGAAGGAUCAAGCCAGUGGUGGAACGCAUUCCAACCAACCAACACACGAUUCGGAGUCAAUUUCAUGUCUAUCAACGGUCGAGAGUUAUCUCUUUCAAACGGUGUUGGAGACAACUUUUACUUCGACGGGGCAAGAAAUACAGAAGGUGACGAAGCGACUCUGGUUAUUUCGACAGCAUCUGAUAUUGAUAAUAACGUCGGUUCUUUCCUUGAUUUUGAUGCCCUCUUGUAA
Messenger RNA from Oikopleura dioica, 1599 nucleotides. NCBI's taxonomy places the organism in Eukaryota, Metazoa, Chordata, Appendicularia, Copelata, Oikopleuridae. The record is from the annotation of a GenBank genome assembly.